Molecule: messenger RNA, 231 nt
Organism: Nannospalax galili (Upper Galilee mountains blind mole rat)
Lineage: Eukaryota; Metazoa; Chordata; Mammalia; Rodentia; Spalacidae
Gene: Sprr4
Product: small proline rich protein 4
Exons: 1
Coding region: 1-231 (76 amino acids)
Source: RefSeq, a predicted model, not a curated record
AUGUCUUCCCAGCAGCGACAGCACCAGUGCCCACCCCAAAAGACACAUCAGCAACAGGUGAAGCAGCCCUGUCAGCCACCUCCUCCUAAAUGUCAAGAAACAAGUACACCGAAAACCAAGGAUCCAUGUGCUCCUCGGGCUAAGAAGCAAUGCCCACAGAAGAGCACAGCUAAUUCAGCUCAGCAGAAGUGUCCUUCGGCCCAGCAAGUCCCCAAGUGUAAACAGAAGUAA